AUGCUCUAUGCCGAAGACCUAUCCGUCAACGGGACUGUACUUACAUGUGAAUAUCCCGCCGAAGACGGCUCAAAUGUUCGACUUGAUCAUCAACUGAAUAAGUCCAUGGGUCCUGUACUUCUUCAAGACGGCGAUUGUCUUUAUCUCUCAAAGUCAACCUUUGUGCAGUACAACGAGCUCAAUCCUCAGGACGAAUUCACCAUGUCACCCAUCAUGGACUGUGAGGUCAAGGUAGACUUUGCUAUCAAACCUCGCCUCAUUAGUGCUGGAGGCCAAGGUAGAGUGUAUGUUGCUUGGGACCGCAACGCCAAACAACAAGUGGCAUGCAAAGCUGUCUCUCUGGCUGGCGUGGAUCUGAACCGCGACCAAGAUACAUCUGAAGCCUCAAUUCAGGCCGCAUCCAAUCGUGCUUCUCGAGUGCAGUCGGUAAAGCUGCUACGCAAGAUACAUCGACUUGAGGUCGAGUAUGAAGUUCUCAAGGAUCUCAGUCAUGUAGGCUGUCUCUUGUUUUGGUCAUGA
This is a messenger RNA of Aureobasidium musti, 519 nucleotides long. Lineage: Eukaryota; Fungi; Ascomycota; Dothideomycetes; Dothideales; Saccotheciaceae. The record is from the annotation of a GenBank genome assembly.